AUGCUAAAAAACAGCGAGAGGAGGCGGUCUUGGAGCUACAGGCCCUGGAACACCGCCGAGCGCGAGGACGCGCCCGAUUCGGGGAUCAGCCACCAACACCCCGGGAGCACCAGCUCCUUGGCGGCCCGCUCCGGCUCCCAGGCCAGCACCCCGGCCUGGACCGAGGGCAACUAUAACUACUACAUCGAGGAAGACGAAGACGGGGAGGAAGAAGAGCAGUGGAAGGACGACCCGGCCGACGAGAGCCAGCAGCCGGAGGCGGCCACCGCCGCCCAGACCCAGGGCGGCGCCGAGGGCUCGGCGCUGAGCGUGAACGACGACUACGAGGCGCGGGCGGACGAAUACUUCUUCGACCGCGACCCCGCCGUCUUCCAGCUCAUCUACAACUUCUACCUGUCCGGGGUGCUGCUGGUGCGCGACGAGCUGUGCCCGCGCAGCUUCCUGGAGGAGCUGGGCUACUGGGGCGUGCGGCUCAAGCACACGCCGCGCUGCUGCCGCAUCUGCUUCGAGGAGCGACGCGACGAGCUGGGCGAGCGGCUGAAGAUCCAGCGCGAGCUGCGCGCCCAGGCGCGCGCCGAGGAGGCGGAGCAGCUCUUCCGCGACGUGCGCUUCUACGGGCCGCAGCGGCAGCGCCUCUGGAACCUCAUGGAGAAGCCCUUCUCGUCGGUGGCCGCCAAGGUCAUCGGCGUGGCCUCCAGCCUCUUCGUGCUCGUCUCCAUCGUGGCGCUGGCGCUCAACACGGUGGAGGAGAUGCACCCGCAGGCGGAGGGCGGCCGCUGGCCCGUCCUGGAGCACGUGGAGGUGCUGUGCAUCGCCUUCUUCACGCUCGAGUUCCUGCUGCGCCUGGUCUCCACGCCCGACCUGCGGAGCUUCGCGCGCAGCGCCCUCAACCUGGUGGACCUGGUGGCCAUCCUGCCGCUCUACCUGCAGCUGCUGCUCGAGCGCUUCACCGACGAGGACCAGCGGCGCGCCAGGGGCUCGUCCCGCGACCGCGACCUGGAGACCGUGGGCAAGGUGGGCCAGGUGCUGCGCGUCAUGCGCCUCAUGCGCAUCUUCCGCAUCCUCAAGCUGGCGCGCCACUCCACGGGCCUGCGCGCCUUCGGCUUCACGCUGCGCCAGUGCUACCAGCAGGUGGGCUGCCUGCUGCUCUUCAUCGCCAUGGGCAUCUUCUCCUUUUCCGCGGCCGUCUACUCCGUGGAGCACGACGUGCCCGGCACCAACUUCACCAGCAUCCCGCACGCCUGGUGGUGGGCCGCCGUGAGCAUCUCCACUGUGGGCUACGGAGACAUGUUCCCGGAGACCCACCUGGGCAGGCUCUUCGCCUUCCUCUGCAUCGCUCUGGGCAUCAUCCUCAACGGGAUGCCCAUCUCCAUCCUCUACAACAAGUUCUCCGAUUACUACAGCAAGCUCAAGGCCUACGAGUACACGGCCAUGCGCCGGGAAAGGGGGCGGGUGCGCUUCGCGCACAGGGCCCGGCAGAAGGUGGCCGCGUGCCUGGCGGCCAGCAACGCGCGGCCCACCCCAAGGCCAGCGGGGUGA
Molecule: messenger RNA, 1539 nt
Organism: Miniopterus natalensis
Lineage: Eukaryota; Metazoa; Chordata; Mammalia; Chiroptera; Miniopteridae
Source: RefSeq, a predicted model, not a curated record